Messenger RNA from Volvox carteri f. nagariensis, 954 nucleotides. RefSeq lists its product as uncharacterized. Gene Ontology annotation, molecular function: microtubule minus-end binding. Gene Ontology annotation, cellular component: HAUS complex. NCBI's taxonomy places the organism in Eukaryota, Viridiplantae, Chlorophyta, Chlorophyceae, Chlamydomonadales, Volvocaceae. Bases 31 to 954 code for a protein of 307 amino acids. The transcript has 8 exons. Gene Ontology annotation, biological process: spindle assembly. The record is from RefSeq and is a predicted model, not a curated record.
AAAUAGGAUUUAUCAAAACUAUUUUCUACGAUGGCUGAGUAUUUGCGGCGCGAGCUUCUACUGCUUCAAGGGCAAGAAGCUUCCAGAGCGGAUGCCAAUUGGCUGGAAACGUCCGAGGCUCGCACUGCCUACCUUACGCAACAGUGUAUUCUAGAGGAGAUUUCUGCUGUCUCCUUGAGCAGGGAGCUGUCCUUGCCGGAGAAUGUUGGAAAGGAGAACGGUGAUUUGGAUGGAGCUUUCCGCUCCGACGGCUUGUUUGGGCUAGAUGAUGGAUGCAAUGUGUCUGACCAAGAUCGGGCGCAAUGCGAGGGCGUCAUGAUGGAGGUUUCCAACGCGCUCAUUGCGCGUGUGAAGCGGUGGCAGGAGCGCAUUCCGCAGCUCGCAGGUGGUUCGGGUGGGAGGCUCGAAUUCGGCCGCGGCUCGAAAGUUAGCAGUGCGCUGGUAGCUGAGACGGAGGCACUUCAAGCGAUGCUCGAAGCCACCAAGGCUCACCUGGCCCUGAUCGACCGUAUGAAGGACGGCAUAGAGGAAGGCAUCCUCAACAAGCAGGACAAGAUCGAUAAGACGGAGUUCAUGCUGGCCAUCACUCGCGCCAAGGCUGCAAUCUUGAAGCUCCAGUCUCUCGAGUACCAUUUCCUGUCGGCUACGUACAAGGCUGAGGACGUCGUGGCGCUGAACAAAAUUUGGGAUGAGCUGACGACUCGCAUUCAGAGCCUGCGGACCCAGCUUUCGGAUGCACAGAAACGGCUUGCUGUUUUCCGUGGCCUGGGCCCCGCCUUCCACGACCAGCUAGCCCAGUUCCGGGACGUGCAGCGUCGGCUGCUGGACGCGCAGUACAUGCUCGAGAACUUCAACAAGAUCAACAGCGAGCUGGAGGACGGCGCGGUCGACAUGAUCCUGAUGGGGGGAGGGUCACACCUGGACCACGAUGACGGCGGCUUCGUUGUAUACUAG